Daphnia pulicaria is the source of this 4350-nucleotide messenger RNA. RefSeq names its product pyruvate carboxylase, mitochondrial-like. The record is from RefSeq and is a predicted model, not a curated record. Gene Ontology annotation, biological process: pyruvate metabolic process; gluconeogenesis. NCBI's taxonomy places the organism in Eukaryota, Metazoa, Arthropoda, Branchiopoda, Diplostraca, Daphniidae. Bases 210 to 3797 code for a protein of 1195 amino acids. The transcript has 8 exons. Gene Ontology annotation, cellular component: cytoplasm. Gene Ontology annotation, molecular function: metal ion binding; ATP binding; pyruvate carboxylase activity.
GAAAAGUCAGACAGACGAAUAAUAAAGUGGACGAGUCUCAGUCCAUUACAAGGCUGAAAAUAAAAGCUCUGAUAGAAGGGCCGCUUAGCAACUCGCACGAGGGAGAAAAGCCGGAGAGAUUCGUCCGUACACGCGCAAGGAAUUCCCAAGGAGCGAAACGUGAUCCUCCUUAAUUGUUUACUGCUUCUUAGUCAGGGUUUACCUUCACAAUGCUGGGAGCUUGUGUAUCGAGAUGGGGCCUCACUGGCUUGCCCCUGCGUCUUCUGAACAGCAAAACGUGCUGCCCCACCACACAGCUCUACCAAUCGCAGGCCAAUUAUUCACCCAACAAAUGCAAAGAUGUGGAAUACAAACCCAUCAGAUCAGUCCUGGUGGCCAAUAGAGGUGAAAUUGCCAUAAGAGUGUUUCGAGCUUGCAGCGAGCUAGGUAUUCGUUCUGUGGCCAUCUACUCAGAGCAGGACAAGAUGCAAGUGCACAGGCAAAAGGCAGAUGAAUCUUACCUGGUUGGCAAAGGUUUGGCUCCAGUUGCUGCUUAUCUUUCCAUUCCGGAAAUCAUCCGUGUCGCCAAAGAAAACCGAGUCGACGCCAUCCACCCUGGCUACGGUUUCCUCUCCGAGCGGGCAGAUUUCGCACAAGCUUGCGUCGACAGUGGUAUCCGCUUUAUUGGCCCGUCUCCUCGCGUUGUCCACCAAAUGGGCGAUAAAGUAGCUGCAAGGCAAGCUGCCAUCGAAGCCAAUGUCCCAAUCGUCCCUGGAACUCCAGGCCCAGUAACGACAACCGAAGAAGCAGUCAACUUUUGCCGAGAAUAUGGUCUGCCCGUCAUCUUCAAAGCCGCCUACGGUGGCGGCGGCCGCGGUAUGCGUGUCGUGCGUAAAAUGGAAGAAGUGGAGGAACUCUUCCAGAGGGCCACAUCCGAAGCCCUGGCCGCUUUCGGCAAUGGGGCCAUGUUUAUCGAGAAGUUUGUCGAGAGACCCAGGCACAUUGAAGUGCAGAUUCUUGGCGACCGAGCCGGAAACGUUGUCCAUCUUUUCGAACGCGAUUGCUCGGUCCAGCGCCGUCACCAGAAGGUGGUGGAAAUCGCCCCAGCACCCAAUCUCGACCCGGCUGUUCGUGAGCGUAUGACCAUCGAUGCCGUUCGACUUUGCCAGCACGUCGGUUACGAAAAUGCCGGAACGGUCGAAUUUCUGGUUGACGAAGCUGGCCGUCAUUACUUUAUCGAAGUUAACGCUCGAUUGCAGGUGGAGCACACUGUGACGGAAGAGGUGACGGGCAUCGACCUUGUCCAGCACCAAGUCAAGAUCGCCGAAGGCCUGACUCUACCCGAAUUGGGUCUAGAUCAGAGCAAAAUCAAAAUUCAGGGCAGUGCCAUCCAGUGCCGCAUGACGACAGAAGAUCCGGCUAAAAACUUCCAGCCGGACACAGGCCGUAUCGAAGUAUUCCGGAGCGGCGAAGGUAUGGGCAUUCGUUUGGACAGCGCCUCGGCCUUUGCCGGAGCCAUCAUCUCGCCCUACUACGACUCGUUGCUGGUCAAAGUCAUCGCUCACGCCGGAAACCUGCCGGCCUCGGCCGCCAAAAUGGUCCGAGCUCUGCGGGAAUUCCGCGUCCGAGGCGUCAAGACCAAUAUUCCAUUCCUACUCAACGUCUUGGAGAACCAAAAGUUUCUAACGGGCACCCUGGACACUUACUUUAUCGACGAGCAUCCCGAGCUGUUCCAGUUUGUUCCGUCACAGAAUCGCGCACAAAAGUUGCUCAACUACGUCGGCGACGUCCUGGUAAACGGCCCGCUCACCCCACUGGGCACCGAUCUCAAACCGGCCCACGUGGAACCGCAAGUCCCGGCGGUCGAUUCCGGCCGCCAACUGAGCGGAUUCCGCGAAAUCAUUACGGAGCAAGGCCCGGAAGCUUUCGCCAAAGCCGUCCGCAACCACAAGGGUCUCCUGCUGAUGGACACGACUUUCCGUGACGCCCACCAGUCGUUGCUGGCCACCCGAGUCCGCACGCACGACCUGCUCAAAGUCUCGCCGUACGUGGCCCAGAAUUUCUCGUCGCUCUACAGUCUGGAGAAUUGGGGCGGUGCCACGUUCGACGUGGCCAUGCGGUUCCUGCACGAGUGCCCGUGGGAGCGAUUGGAGGAGAUGCGACGCGUCAUGCCAAACAUUCCAUUCCAGAUGUUGUUGCGCGGGGCCAAUGCCGUCGGCUACACCAGUUACCCGGACAAUGUCGUCUACAAGUUUUGCGAACUCGCCGUUCAAACAGGAAUGGACAUUUUCCGAGUCUUUGAUUCCCUGAAUUAUCUGCCCAAUAUGAUGUUGGGCAUCGAUGCCGUAGGCAAGGCCGGCGGUGUAGUGGAAGCGGCCAUUUCUUACUCUGGUGAUAUCUCGGACCCGUCAAGGACCAAGUACACCCUGCCUUAUUAUUUGGAUCUGGCCGACGAGUUGGUCAAGGCCGGCACUCACGUCCUCUGCAUCAAGGACAUGGCUGGGCUCCUCAAGCCUCGGGCGGCGACUAUGCUGAUUGACGGCAUCCGCCAACGUCAUCCGGACGUUCCCAUCCACGUCCACACGCACGACACUUCUGGCGCCGGAGUCGCCUCGAUGCUGGCCGCUGCUCAAGCCGGAGCUGACGUUGUCGAUGUGGCUGUCGAUUCCAUGUCAGGCAUGACCAGCCAGCCGUCGAUGGGCGCCGUCGUGGCCAGUCUGCAGGGCUCCGAGUUGGACACGGGCAUUUCACUCGAGUCCGUCAGCGACUAUUCGGCCUAUUGGGAGCAGGCCCGCACGCUCUACGCUCCGUUUGAAUGCUGCGUCACCAUGAAGUCGGGCAACGCCGACGUCUAUCUCAACGAGAUCCCAGGCGGCCAGUACACCAAUUUGCAGUUCCAGGCCUAUUCUCUCGGACUGGGCAACCAAUUUGAGGACGUCAAGAAAGCCUACAGGGAGGCCAAUCAACUCCUUGGCGACAUCAUCAAAGUCACUCCGUCCAGCAAAACUGUCGGAGACUUGGCCCAGUUUAUGGUCCAGAAUAAGUUAUCUGGCCAGGACGUCCUGGAUCGCGCCGAAGAGCUCAGCUUCCCCAAAUCGGUGGUUGAAUUCAUGCAGGGAUAUUUGGGCAUUCCGUACGGUGGAUUCCCCGAGCCGUUCCGCACUCGAGUUCUCAAAGGUAUGCCCAAGGUCGAGGGCCGUCCAGGAGCCUCGAUGCCGUCCAUGGACCUGGACAAACUGAAGGAAGAUUUGAUUGAAGCUCAUGGCAAUCAGAUCCGCGAUGUUGACGUCAUGUCAGCCGCCAUGUACCCGUCCGUCUGCAAAGAAUUUCUCGAGUUCCGCUCCAAGUACGGUCCGGUCGACAAAUUCGCAACGCGCAUUUUCCUCACGGGCCCCAAAGUCGGCGAGGAAUUUGAGGUGACCAUUGAGAAGGGCAAGACGUUGCACAUCAAAACUUUGGCCAUGGCCGAAGAUCUGACCAAAACCGGCGACCGCGAAGUUUUCUUCGAGCUCAACGGCCAAUUGCGCUCCGUUUUCAUCCGUGACAAUACGGCGGCCAAGGAACUGCACAUUCAUCCCAAGGCGGAGAAAGGCGUCAAGGGCUCGGUGGGAGCUCCAAUGCCUGGAACGGUGAUUGAUCUCAGAGUGAAAUCCGGCGAUAAAGUCGAAAAGGGACAACCACUGGUUGUUUUAUCGGCCAUGAAAAUGGAAAUGGUCGUCCAGUCUCCUUGCACAGGAAUCGUGAAAACGGUGGACAUCGCCAAGGAUAUGAAACUUGAAGGCGACGACUUGCUCCUGACCAUCGAAGAGUCGAAAUAAAACUCUAGUUGAAACCACAAAUAGAAAUGAAUACAAACAAAAUCGUUGUCGUAGUCAUGGUUGGACGUAUAGCCAUUCAGUGUUUGGUUUCGAGGGGGGUAGUAAGAGGUGAAGGGCGUCGAAUGGCUCAUCAAAUCAUUUCAAAAAUCCAACAGUCAUAUCUGUUCGUUUUCGCUUGUCUCUUUUUUGGAUUCAUUCAGUUUUGAAUUGUUCUCUCUCUAUCAAGCCGUUCGGCCCGUGGGGCGACGCAUAUCGUCUUCCUAAAUGUUUUCUUCUUUUAUUUUCGAUUUAUUUGUUCUCAAGUUUAUCUGUUAGCGUGUGGCCUUGUGUUUGCUUUGCGCUAACUCCGUUUUUUUUGGGUCUACAUCUCGAUUUCGAAGAGUAAACCUUGUCAUAGCUAUGUCUUGUUUGGCUUUUCCUGACUAUAGCAUUCACAAUUGUCCUAGAAGGUUUUCUCUGUUAACUUUUUUUAAACUGCUGUUGCAGAGUUACAGAUGGAAUGUUGUUGUCUCAUUGUAUGCGAAAAUAUAAUAGAUGACUUGUGUUCAAUGUU